AUGCUUGAGUCAGGAGAUUACGGCGAAAAAAGAGGAACGGACAUUCUUGCGAUUGAUAUUGGAACGACAGCAAUUAAGGCUUGCCUGUACGAUUCGCAUUGCCGGCUCGUUAGCUAUUCCAGAGAACCAAUUGUUGUCCAGUUUAAUGGUGCUAUUGAAGAUGGUCUUCGUGCAGAGAUUGAUCCUGAUAUUCUUUGGAACCAGUUGAUUACACUGGUUUCUGAACUACUGGAUAAGACCAAACGUGAUGCACGAGCAAUAAUCGGUAUGGGAAUUAGCUGCCAAAGGAAUACAUUUAUUUGUUGGAAUAAAGAAAACGGGGAACCGUGUCAUCGACUAGUUACUUGGAAAGAUUGUCGUGCGCGGGAAGAAUGUAAGAAGUGGAACAAUUCGUGGUCUUUAAAAGCGAUAAAUUUCAUUGGUUAUGUUUUAUACCAACUAACGCGUUCUACGCGAUAUAUGGCUGCUCGAAUAUUCUCCUUUUUAAAUGCGAUGGUGACUCAUCGUUUUUUAGUCACUCUUGCUGAAAAUGAAGAAAUGCAACGAUUGCUUAAAGAAGGAAAACUCGCCUUCGGUUGUCUCGAUACUUGGUUGAUAUACAAGCUUUCUGGUGGCGUCGUUUGUGUUAGCGAACCUUCUAACGCAAGUAGCACAGGAUUGUUCGAUCCUUAUACGAUGGAGUGGGGCUACAGCUUAUUGCAAUUCUUUUCCUUUCCUACAUCAGUUCUUCCACGUCUCACAUUUUCUGCCGGAGUGAGGCUUGCUGUUACCGAUAAAAAAUUAUUUGGUACUUCGAUUAUUGUGGCUGCUGCCGCAGGUGAUCAACAAAGUGCUCUUUUCGCUUGUGGUUGUUGGAUGGAAAAUAGUGUUGUAGUUUCGCUUGGUACUGGAUCCUUUGUGGACGUCAAUACUGGCUCAUCACCUCAUUCUUCUCUUAAAGGUUUGUACCCUUUGGUUGGAUGGAAAUUUCCAAAUUCAUUGAAAUUUAUUGCGGAAGGAUGUUCUCAAGAUACUGCGAUAAUUCUGCGCUGGGCAGAAUCGAUUGGUUUAUUUGAAGAUAUCGCAGUUACUUCAGAAAUGGCUCAAAGUUGCUCGAUUUCUGGCCUAUACUUCAUUCCGGCAUUCUUUGGUAUUCAAACCCCGCUAAAUGAUGAUACUGCAUGUUGUGGUUUCUUGGGCAUUCGUCCAGAUACUACUAAGGAGCAAAUGGUUCGUGCAAUGCUUGAGUCUGUUGCAUUUCGAAUCUAUCAGAUAUGGAGAACGGUUAUCGACGAAAUUGGCACUUGCUCUGUAGGGUUUGUUAGAUGUUGUGGUGGUGUGUCAGUGAAUGACUUCAUUUGCCAGACAAUUAGUACUCUGUUCAGACUCCCGUUACAAAGAAUCAGUAGUCCAAGUUUUGCUUCCGCAUGUGGUAUUGCUAUGAUGGCAGGAAUCACCUGUGGUUUGUGGAAGGAGGAUGAUUUGGAUAAUCUAAUCAAUAUUGAAAAGGUCUUUGUUCCGGAGCUGUCUAUCCGCAAAAAAUUACUGCAAGAUUUUAAAAAGUGGGAAGUAGCCAUGCAGAGAUGUCUCCAUUUCUACAAUACUUAA
This is a messenger RNA of Loa loa (African eye worm), 1587 nucleotides long. RefSeq lists its product as hypothetical. The coding region runs from base 1 to 1587 and encodes 528 amino acids. Gene Ontology annotation, biological process: glycerol metabolic process; glycerol-3-phosphate biosynthetic process; triglyceride metabolic process. Lineage: Eukaryota; Metazoa; Nematoda; Chromadorea; Rhabditida; Onchocercidae. Gene Ontology annotation, molecular function: glycerol kinase activity. Gene Ontology annotation, cellular component: mitochondrion. The transcript is spliced from 11 exons. The record is from RefSeq and is a predicted model, not a curated record.